Molecule: messenger RNA, 1818 nt
Organism: Macrosiphum euphorbiae (potato aphid)
Lineage: Eukaryota; Metazoa; Arthropoda; Insecta; Hemiptera; Aphididae
Source: the annotation of a GenBank genome assembly
AUGAUCUUCUUCUGCCAUAGUGAUUUCCGUCGUUUUCGUCAAGCACACAAAUACUUUGAGGAUAAAUUUAUAAAUAAUCCAUUUGGCUAUCCAUGUUCUGUUUGUGAUCGAUUAUGGUUCCAGCAAGAUUUGAAACCUGCUGGUAAUAAAUACGAGACUAUUUUAAAGACUAUCGUACCAGAUAUUCCAAACAAAGAUAUUAUGCUAUGCAACACCUGUAGAGCCUCAUUAACAAAGGAUAAGAUUCCAGUCAUGGCCACGUAUAAUGGUUUCAAAUAUCCAGCUAUACCUAGCUGUCUGCCAGCCUUGAAUUUAGUUGAAGAAAGACUAAUUUCUCCACGUCUUCCCUUCAUGAACAUUAGGAGGCUACGACAUGUUACUGGCCAGUAUGGUAUUUAUGGUCAAGUUAUUAACGUACCUGUCUCAGUUAAUAACAUGGUUAAAAGUCUUCCUCGGAAUUUGGAUGAUGACUAUUGCAUUAACGUUCACAUAAAACGCAGACUAACUCACAAAUCAAGUUAUUUAUCUGACGUUGUUCAAAAACGCAAAAUAAAAACUUGGCUUGAGUAUCUAGUACCAUCUGAUCUUUAUCGAGCGUAUGAAAUAAAAAUCAAUGAGUCAUUUUUUAAUACAAUGGAAAACAGUGGUGGAAAAUGUCCAGAUAAUAUCAGUGAAAAUAUUCCAAUUGAAGAAAGCCUGACUGCACAACAACAAACACUCUUGUGGAAUGAUGAUCAAUUUUUACACCUCGCACCAGGUCAAGACCAGAUUCCCCACAGUUUAUUAUUCGACGAACAUGCUGAAGAGCUGUCUUUUCCUCUUAUUUAUCUUGGUGAAUUUCGAAUUUUUCGAGAAGGUGUUAAUGCAACAGCAUUUACAAUAGCCACCAGUGAAUUAAGAAGAUCUGAUCGACGUGGUACAAUGGCUCACCACUUGUUAUAUAUGGCCAUGAAAAUUAUGAGAUUGAGAGUUCGUGAUUCGCUCACUGUUGCAUUCAAACAUAUUGGCAAUGACACAAAAAUUACAAAGGAUCAAAUCCUGGAUGAAAACUUCCCAAAUGGUUGUGUUGAAUCCAACCUAGCUUUUUUGAGAUCAAUUCCUAAUUCAGCUUGGUACUGGAUGCACAGAAAAAAAGAUCUGUUUGCAAUGAUCAGACAACUUGGUAAGCCGACGGUAUUUCUUACUGUGAGUGCUAAUGAAAUUGGUUGGAAAUGGUUGCUUCGAACCAUAUAUAAAUUAAAAAAUAAUGGUGUAUUAUUAUCAGAUGAACUUAUUAAAGAUCUGCAUUAUCUUGAAAAGUCUAAACUUAUUAAUGAAGAUUCAGUGACUUGUGCUAUUUAUUUCAACAAAAUAGUCAAUAUCUUAAUAAAUAUUCUAAAAGAACCUAAGUAUAGUCCGCUUGGCAAACACCACGUCACUCAUUACUUUAAAAGAAUCGAGUUUCGGCAUCGAGGAAGUCCGCAUGCUCACAUUUUACUGUGGUUGGCUAAUGCUCCUUCCAAUGUUGUUGGCGAAAAUAAAGCAGACGCGAUAAAAUUAAUAGACAGCAUAAUAUCUAUAUCUGCAAAUGAAGCUUCCAGUAAUAUUAAGCUGCAAACUCAUAAGCACACAUUUACAUGCUAUAAAAACAUAGUUGGAAAUAAAAAAAUGUGCAGAUUUGAAGCGCCUUUUUUGCCCAGCCGAUCAACUAUCAUAUUGAUGCCUAUGCAAAAAGAAGAGAGGGGAUUUUCAACAUAUAAAAUGCGUUAUAAUAAAAUCGGAGAAAAUCUUACGACCAAAUAUAUCACAUGGAGGAGUAGCGAUUUAUCACCAUGCUAA